Messenger RNA from Carya illinoinensis, 672 nucleotides. RefSeq names its product U-box domain-containing protein 6-like. Lineage: Eukaryota; Viridiplantae; Streptophyta; Magnoliopsida; Fagales; Juglandaceae. Bases 1 to 672 code for a protein of 223 amino acids. The transcript has 4 exons. The record is from RefSeq and is a predicted model, not a curated record.
AUGGCGGCUAAUUUUUUAGCUAAAGAAUGGGUGAUGGAUAGAGAUUUUGAUUUCGUUGGUGAGGGCUUGGUUCAUCGUUUAAUGUGUUUAGAACUCAAGAAAUUCAUUGACAGAAUCUUGGAAAUAUUACCAGCCAUUGAGUCUGCCCCGCCACGAUGCACAUCGGGAAUACAGGCACUGUGCACAUUAAAAAUUGCAAUGGAUAAAGCAAAAUUACUUAUACAGCACUGCUCAGAGUCUAGUAAACUCUACCUGGCAAUUACAACAGAGAGGAUAGUUUCCAAAUGUGAGAGAAUACGAAAACCUUGGGUAGUAUCUUUGAGUCAAAUUCAAAAUAUGGUCCCAUUCCUGUUGGCUGGAAAGAUAUCUGGAAUUGCCCGUGAUCUUAGGCACACAAAGUUUCCCCUUACACCUACUGAAGAAGAGGCUGGGAAGGUUAUAUUAGGACUACUUCGACAAGCAAUUCUUGUGUCCAAUUCUGUAAAUGAUUUAGAACUCGAGGCUGUUCAACUUGCAGCUUCGGCACUAAAAAUUACAUUCCCUUCUGCAAUUUUGAUAGAGAAAAGAUCUAUUAAGCGUUUGCUUGAUAAAGCCACUGACACAGACCCUAAGAAACAAAUCUUGAAGUGGUUGUUCUAUCUUUUGAGGAAAUAUGGAGAAAUAAUUGGAUGA